AUGACAACCGCUCAGUUCAGAACUCUGGAAAGAGAGCACCGGUUCAAAAACCCUCCUAAGGACAAGUCGGACUUUCAAUUGUUGUACGAUGCUGUUAGACCCCAUGUUGGCUCGUUUAAUGCGCUGACGGAAGGACCCGACGGAGGCCUACUGAACCAGGCUGUUAAAGAUAUCGGCACGAAAACGAUCUUUGACUCGAACGAUGUGACCAGAUUGGGAAACAAACUCAAGAUCAGAGUGGACUCUGUCCAGGUGGCCAAGCCUCAAGUGCCUUCUACUGACAAGCUCUCUGUGGUUAGAAAUACAUAUCCUGCAGAGUGCAGAGAAAGAAUGACCUCGUAUAGAGCCAGACUCUUGCUCAAAGUUUGCUGGUCGGUCAACGACGGAGAGGAGAUCAGUGAGGUUAGAGAAGCCGGUCAAAUACCCAUCAUGUUGCAAUCCAACAGAUGUCAUCUGGAAAACCUGUCUCCGGACCAGCUGGUCAACCUGCGUGAGGAAACUGACGAAUUGGGAGGAUAUUUCAUUGUGAACGGUAUCGAGAAGCUGAUCAGAAUGUUGAUUGUUCAGAGAAGAAACCAUCCUAUGGCCAUCAUCAGACCCUCUUUCGCUAACAGAGGUACUUCAUAUUCGCAUUUCGGUGUCCAGAUCCGGUCUGUGCGGCCUGACCAGACAUCGCAAACCAACGUGUUGCACUAUUUGAAUGACGGUAAUGUCACUUUCCGGUUUUCGUGGAGAAAGAACGAGUAUUUAAUUCCUGUUGUGAUGAUUUUGAAAGCAUUGGUUGAGACCAGUGACAGAGAGAUAUUCGACGGAGUUGUUGGUGCAGACACCGGCAAUUCUUUCUUGACCGAUCGUUUGGAAUUGUUGCUGAGAACAUACAAGAACUACAACUUGUACUCGCAAAAGGAGACUCUAGCCUAUCUUGGAGACAAGUUCAGAGUUGUUUUCGGCGCUACUCCAGAUAUGUCUGACAUCAGCGUCGGAGAAGAAGUGAUUAAGCGCAUUGUUUUGGUUCAUUUGUCAAACAACCAGGAUAAGUUCCGCAUGUUGUUGUUCAUGAUUAGAAAAUUAUACUCUCUGGUUGCAGGUGACUGUUCUCCUGAUAAUCCAGAUGCCACUCAACAUCAAGAGAUUCUGCUUGGUGGUUUCCUUUACGGAAUGAUCUUGAAGGAGAAGAUCGAAGAGUAUCUGCAAAAUAUCAGGCUCCAAGUCCAAUCUGACAUCAACAGAGGAGUGGCAGUCAACUUUUCAGACAGAAAGUACAUGUCUAGGGUGUUUUUGAGAAUCAACGAGAACAUCGGACAGAAACUACAGUAUUUCCUCUCUACAGGUAACCUUGUGUCGCAAUCUGGAUUGGAUUUGCAGCAAGUGAGUGGUUACACGGUUGUUGCCGAAAAGAUUAAUUUCCACCGGUUCAUCUCGCAUUUCCGAAUGGUUCAUAGAGGUUCUUUCUUUGCACAGCUGAAAACCACUGCGGUUCGUAAGCUGCUUCCUGAAUCGUGGGGAUUUUUGUGUCCUGUCCAUACUCCCGAUGGAUCUCCAUGUGGUUUGUUGAACCACUUGGCUCACAAGUGUCAGAUCACCACCAGUCCUUCUGAUGUUUCCGAAGUUCCAAAACUUGUGUAUAAGUUGGGUGUUUCUCCAACGGCUUCUGCUAUGAACAUUUCUGGACCAAACGUUUGUUGUGUGCAGCUGGACGGAAGAAUCAUUGGAUGGUGCUCUCACAAACAGGGAAGAGUGGUGGCAGACACCUUGAGAUUCUGGAAGGUUGAAAAGAAGCACGGCAUUCCUCUUGACAUGGAGAUUGGCUAUGUUCCUCCAUCUGCUGGAGGACAGUACCCGGGUCUCUAUCUGUUUGCCGGAGCCUCCAGAAUGGUCAGGCCUGUCAGAUACCUUCCUCUAGACCAAGAGGACAUUAUUGGUCCAUUUGAACAGGUGUUUAUGAACAUUGCAGUCACUCCAGCAGAGAUUGAGAACAACAUCCAUUCGCAUGUCGAGUUUGCUCCAACCAACAUCCUGUCCAUUUUGGCCAACCUCACGCCGUUCUCCGACUUCAACCAGUCGCCUAGAAACAUGUACCAAUGCCAGAUGGGUAAGCAGACCAUGGGAACUCCUGGUGUUGCGUUGGUUCACAGAAGCGACAACAAGCUGUACCGUUUACAGGCCGGUCAAACUCCGAUCGUGAAGGCCAACUUGUACGAUGAGUACGGAAUGGACAACUUCCCUAACGGAACCAACGCUGUUGUGGCCGUCAUCUCGUAUACCGGAUACGAUAUGGAUGAUGCGAUGAUCAUCAACAAGUCUGCGGACGAGAGAGGAUUCGGAUACGGUGUGGUUUACAAGGUUGAAAAAGUUGAUCUUUCUUUGAACAGAAAGAGAGGCGACCCUAUCACCCAGCAUUUCGGUUUUGGUGACGACGAGUGGCCUCAGAGUUGGCAGGACAAGCUCGACAACGACGGACUGCCGUUCAUUGGUGUCCACGUCGAGGAGGGAGAUCCUAUCUGCGCAUACUACGACGAUAUUCUUGGAAAGACCAAGGUCAAGACGUACCACAGCUCAGAGCCAGCAUUCAUCGAGGAAGUGAAGCUUUUGGGAGACGAUAAUGGAACAAGCGAAUUCCAGACUCUUUCGAUCAAGUACAGAAUCACCAGACAGCCGUUGAUCGGAGACAAGUUCUCCUCGAGACAUGGACAGAAAGGUGUUUGCUCAAGAAAAUGGCCUCAAAUCGACAUGCCGUUCAGUGAAACGGGUAUUCAGCCAGACGUCAUCAUCAACCCGCACGCUUUCCCAUCGAGAAUGACCAUCGGUAUGUUUGUGGAGUCGUUGGCCGGAAAGGCAGGAGCUUUGCAUGGAAUUGCCCAGGAUGCCACUCCAUGGAAGUUCAGUGAGUCUGACACUCCUGCGGACUACUUUGGAGAACAGCUGCUCAAGUCCGGAUACAAUUUCCACGGUAAUGAGCCGCUUUAUUCGGGAGCAACCGGUGAGGAGCUCCGUGCAGACAUUUACAUCGGGGUUGUCUACUACCAGAGGCUGAGACACAUGGUGAACGAUAAAUUCCAGGUCAGAUCGACUGGUCCGGUGAACUCGCUCACCAUGCAACCGGUUAAGGGAAGAAAGAGACACGGAGGUAUCAGAGUGGGAGAGAUGGAGAGAGACGCUUUGAUUGGACACGGAACCUCGUUCUUGUUGCAAGAUCGGUUGUUGAACUGCUCGGACUACACGCAAACGUCGAUUUGCCGCUCGUGUGGCUCGUUGCUGUCUACGCAGAUGUCUGUGCCUCGCAUCGGCUCCCAAGCCUCGACCAGAUGCCGUCGCUGCGCCAAGAAAAUCGAACGCGUGCUUCCAAAUAUGGACGAACUGGAUAUUUGGGAGGACGGCCAAGGAACCAAGUUUAUUGGCGGUGGCGAGACAACCACCGUGGCCAUUCCUUUUGUGCUCAAGUACCUCGACUCCGAGCUCUCGGCCAUGGGAAUUCGCAUGCACUACAACGUUGGACCGCAGUAG
Ogataea philodendri is the source of this 3504-nucleotide messenger RNA. RefSeq lists its product as uncharacterized. Gene Ontology annotation, molecular function: DNA binding; DNA-directed RNA polymerase activity; ribonucleoside binding. NCBI's taxonomy places the organism in Eukaryota, Fungi, Ascomycota, Pichiomycetes, Pichiales, Pichiaceae. The transcript has a single exon. Gene Ontology annotation, cellular component: nucleus; RNA polymerase I complex. The record is from RefSeq and is a predicted model, not a curated record. Bases 1 to 3504 code for a protein of 1167 amino acids. Gene Ontology annotation, biological process: DNA-templated transcription.